AUGUCCAGAGGAGGGGAGAUGGUUUAUAUCCCGGAUGACUCCGACUUCAGCUCCUUCAGGGAUCAGUGCGAGAGCCUGGAGGGCUGGCACUGCCGCUACAACAAGGCUGGCGUGACCGUGUGGAGUCAGGGCCAGGAGGAGAGCUGCACUGUGCAGAAAAUCAAGACCCGCAUCUCCUGCAAGGAUGUCCCUGCCGAGACACUCUAUGACGUGCUGCAUGACACCAGCUACCGCCGGAAAUGGGACUCCAACAUGAUCGAGACUUACGACAUCGGCCGCCUCACCGUCAAUGCUGAUGUGGGAUACUACUCCUGGAAGUGCCCCAGCCCCCUGAAGAACCGGGAUUUCGUCACGCUGCGCUCCUGGCUGCCCCUGGGCAAUGACUACAUGAUCAUCAACUACAGCGUCAAGCACCCGAAAUACCCGCCCCGCAAGGAUUUCGUGAGGGCCGUGUCCCUGCAGACCGGGUACCUGAUCAAGGCGAACGGGGAUGGUGCCUGCAUCCUCUAUUACCUCACCCAGGUGGACCCUCGAGGGUCGCUGCCGAAGUGGGUGGUGAACCGCGUGUCCCAGUUUGUGGCACCGAAGGCCAUGAAGAAGAUCUACAAGGCUGGGCUGAAGUACCCGGAGUGGAAGCGCCGGCACGACCCCGAGUACAAGCCCUGGGUGUACCCCGAGCAGAACACCCUGCCCAGCGUGAGCCUGGCCGAGCUGUCCGUGCAGCACGCCGAGUCCCUGGAGAACAUCGACGAGACCGGCCUGCCCGAGGAGCACCUGAGCACCAGCGACCACGAGGCCUGA
This is a messenger RNA of Serinus canaria (Common canary), 801 nucleotides long. Its product is annotated as START domain-containing protein 10-like. The transcript is spliced from 6 exons. NCBI's taxonomy places the organism in Eukaryota, Metazoa, Chordata, Aves, Passeriformes, Fringillidae. The coding region runs from base 1 to 801 and encodes 266 amino acids. Gene Ontology annotation, molecular function: lipid binding. The record is from RefSeq and is a predicted model, not a curated record.